GCAGCUUGUGUCAGCUGGAAAAGACAUAGAAAGCAUUUACUGGGAACUUGUUAUAAACGAUAUUCAAGAUGCAUGCAAACUUUUUGAACCUAUUUAUGAUCAAACAGAUGGUGGUGAUGGUUAUGUAUCUGUUGAAGUCUCUCCUAGACUUGCAAAUGAUACCAAUGGAACUAUUGAAGCUGCAAAAUGGUUGCACCAAGUGGUUAAUCGUCCCAAUGUCUACAUAAAGAUCCCAGCUACUGCAGAAUGUGUUCCUUCAAUUAAAGAAGUAAUCUCAAAUGGUAUAUGUGUCAAUGUUACACUGAUCUUCUCACUAUCAAGAUAUGAAGCAGUCAUUGAUGCUUAUUUGGAUGGCCUUGAGUCUUCUGGUUUGGAUGACCUGUCUAGGCUUACCAGUGUAGCUUCUUUUUUUGUCAGCCGUGUAGACACCCUUAUAGACAAGAUGCUUGAAGAAAUUGGGACAACUGAAGCUCUUGAUCUCCGAGGCAAGGCUGCAGUGGCUCAAGCAGCUUUGGCAUAUAGUCUCUAUCAAAAGAAAUUUUCUGGUCCAAGAUGGGAGGCCUUGGUAAAGAAAGGUGCGAAGAAGCAAAGAUUGUUGUGGGCAUCAACCAGUGUUAAGAAUCCUGCAUAUCCUGACACUUUGUAUGUGGAUCCUCUCAUUGGACCUGACACG
Molecule: messenger RNA, 673 nt
Organism: Elaeis guineensis (African oil palm)
Lineage: Eukaryota; Viridiplantae; Streptophyta; Magnoliopsida; Arecales; Arecaceae
Source: RefSeq, a predicted model, not a curated record